This is a messenger RNA of Adelges cooleyi (spruce gall adelgid), 1861 nucleotides long. It is a transcript of the gene Pdss2, whose product is annotated as all trans-polyprenyl-diphosphate synthase PDSS2. NCBI's taxonomy places the organism in Eukaryota, Metazoa, Arthropoda, Insecta, Hemiptera, Adelgidae. Gene Ontology annotation, biological process: isoprenoid biosynthetic process; ubiquinone biosynthetic process. Gene Ontology annotation, cellular component: transferase complex; mitochondrion. The transcript is spliced from 5 exons. Gene Ontology annotation, molecular function: prenyltransferase activity. The record is from RefSeq and is a predicted model, not a curated record. The coding region runs from base 237 to 1532 and encodes 431 amino acids.
GAUAACCCACUACUAUCACGACACAUUGUACCUAACGGACGGCUGUGUAAUACUUUUCCCGUGUUCUUCGGUGUACUCGGCAUAUACUCGGUACUACUACGGCGACGGCCUUGAGGCGAAUGACCCAACAUGAUGAUUUCAUAACCAUAGGUGUGUACUUUCUCUGAUUUUCUCUUUCGUAACUGCGUGCGCGGUUCCUGCCGUGUGCUGCGCGCGCCAAUGCCACACGGGUCGCCAUGAACGUCACACCGACAGCAGCAGCGGUCCGGCUACUGUGGCCCAGGAUCAUCCAGGCCAGGGGUCCGGCGGCGGCGGCGGCGGCCGUGGGCCAGCAGCGGCGAUGCGCCUCUUCGGCCACCGCGGCGGUCAGCAACGGCGGCAACCAAAAGCCCGACUGGAACCGGGCCGUGUCCGAGGCCGAGAAGAUAGUCGGCUACCCGACGUCGUUCCUGAGCCUCCGAUGGCUGCUCAGCGACGAAAUAGCAAACGUCGCGUUGCACCUGCGCAAACUGGUCGGCUCCAAUCAUCCGCUGCUGAAAACCGCCAAAGGUUUGUUGUACAACGGUCGAAACAACAUGCAAGCGUGGGGUCUGAUAGUGUUGCUCAUUUCCAAAGCGGCGGGCCAUCUGAACGUCGACGAAAUGGAAGAAGACAAGGCGGCCGGCGUGUUGCACAGCCAAAGAGCGUUGGCCGAAGUCACCGAAAUGAUCAGGACCAGUCAUCUGGUGCACAACGGUCUGGUGAACAUUUAUCCGGGACUAUAUCCGGAACCGGCUAUACUGAACGACAUGGCUUUUGGCAACAAAAUCGCCCUGUUGAGCGGCGACUAUUUGCUGAGCAAUUCGUGUGCCGAAUUGGCUUCUCUCAGGAAUCAAGAACUUGUCGAGUUAAUCAGUAGUGCACUUCGUGAUUUAUCUGAAGCAGAAUUUGUGGGCAGGAGAGACAGACAGAAUAAUCCUUUGCCCUCACCAUUCGAGCCGCUCAGUCGAAGUUUCAGCUCUUCGCUGCCUUUAGACCCGCUCGAACCGUCCAGUUCAUUGGGUGGCAUGCCUCUGACGUCUGCAUUGCAAGACUGGACCAAGCGCAACGUCUUGUCCGCCGGUAGCCUGCUCGGUAAAUCGUGCCAGGGAACAUUGGCUUUAGCCGGCCACGGCGUCGAAUUACAAAAACAAGGAUUUUUGUUUGGAAAACAUCUGUCGUUGGCUUGGCAGGCGUAUUUGGAUUUAGAACCGUUCAUGUCCGGAUCGCCGUAUUCUUUGGGUAUUUCGUUUAAUCUCACUUCGGCGCCGGUCAUGUUCCAUCUUGAACACGACCCGUCGUUAUUCGAUGAAAUCGACAAGGGCGUGGAAUCCGUCCACAACGUCGACUAUGCCAAAGUACACAGUAUCGUCAUGAAAGGCCCGGGAAUCGCUUACACCAAACAACUGCAAAAGGAACAUUCGCAAAAAGCAAUGGAAGUAUUGGAAGUUUUCGAAGAAAGCGACGCCAGAACAGCCCUGUCGAACAUUAUAGUCGCGAUGGGGGGCGAAUAAAAAUAUAUAUUCUGGUUGUGUAUUAUGUAUUUGGAUGAAAAAAAAAAAUAAUAGUAAUUAUGUCGCAACACACAGGGUAUUACACAUUAUAAUAACGUCAAGUUAAGGAUUUUGUGCUAUAUUAAUGAUUUUGCUAUUUUAUCAGAUUGCUUUAUACUAUAUGACAGUGUAAAAGUACUAUUUAUUUAUCAUAGUUUUAUUGAACUAUAAAAUGUUGUUAAGCUGUUUGUAAUAUUGUUAUUUAGUAAAAAAAUGUUAUCAAUUCGAAUCGAAAAAUAUUUGUACAUUUUUGUAAAAACCGUAUGAUAAUAAAUAGUCGAAACACGGUA